Molecule: messenger RNA, 939 nt
Organism: Pseudo-nitzschia multistriata
Lineage: Eukaryota; Bacillariophyta; Bacillariophyceae; Bacillariales; Bacillariaceae
Source: the annotation of a GenBank genome assembly
CGCACACGCGGAUGUCAACAGUCGCGACGGUGCAACAACAGGUUGUUUUACUAGUUGUUUGUUUGAUCGAUUGCACUAUUGAUUGCAGGUAGUGGAGUACGGAGACAACUAUGUUCUCGAGAUCUUCUGCCUUCCUUCGCUCCCAGGUUGGGAAGCGAAUGCUGCGAAAUGCGCAGCAACAAACCCAUCAAUCACAAAAACGCUCCAUGGGUGGAGGCGGAGCGUAAGUUAGUUUCGGAACAGAUCUUGAAGAGAGUGUGUCGUCACUUCGGUGCUUCUUGUCGCAAUGGAAUCUUUUCUCGGCAACGAAAUGAUACCAAUGAUUCAUACCGGCCUCUUAUGUUUUGUCCUGAUUUUUUAUUUGUUUCGAACUAAAUUAUAAUGCAUUCGUUGUGUUGGCUGUAACAUCGCUAUCGUUGAACGAAUACCGUGCCCCGCAUUUCUGAUCCGYGUUGUACCCUAAAAGCUACAUGCAAACAAAUGAAUUCGGUGAGCGUCUGGGCGAAGCCUUCGGUACCAUUGCCUGGCUGUGGGUAUUCUGGAGAUUUAAGCAGGACGGAAAGGUCUUGCUGGGAAUGGAACAUCCCUGGGACCACGGACACUCCGGAGGCGACAUUUACGGUAGCGAGCUUCGCGUUCAGGGCCUGACGCAUCAAUUCCAAGUUAAGAAACAAACCGAAGAAGAGAUGAUAGCCAACUGGGACAAAUUUAACGAGAAAUCCAUUGUUCCUGGAGAAGAUGACGAUGAUGACGACGAUGAGGAUGACGAUGAUGACGACGACGAUGASGAUGAAGAUGAUGACGAGGAAGACGAUGAUGACGACGACGACGAAUAAACAAGGGGUUGAUCGCUUCCAAACUUCAAAUAAUAGUAGAGUCUCCGACAAGGUUACUCGAUAUCUUUCAAAAAUGCAGCUAUAAUAGAUAUGAACUUGCAUU